AUGGCUUCCUCCGGAUCGUCCAAACCGCCGGAGGAUACGUCCAAGCUGGGCUACUCGUACGUAACGCCCGCCGGAAUGUGUCUCCGGUUGCGCCAGAGUCUCGCCCAGUUUAGCGACCUGUUCAGCGAGUUUAACAAAUACAUCGCCCCAGCGUAUCACCAUGACCGGUGCGAACGGUCCGUCCAUAUGCGGCUGUACUCGAUGAACAAGCGCGAGUUUGCCACCGUCUUUCUGGCGUUCUUUGCCUGCUUCGGGCUGGGCAUAUUUAUCGGGCUCGCCGGUCCACCAAUUACGGUAAUGAGCAAGGUGAGCGGCAGUUCGCUACAGCCCAACGUGACCACAACACCGGACGCGCCGAGCAACUAUCUUGCGCGCGGACCGUUUGUGAUGCGUACGCCGCUACUGACCACCUACUCCCAGCAGCUGUGGAUUAUCGCCAAGCUGACGACGGACAACACCGACGACGAGAUGGUGGAUAAGAAGUUCCACAUCAGCGUACAGAUCGAAGGCCUCACGGCGGAACACAAACCGAUGCCGGUGUACGGCGGUACGCACAAUGGUGGGGCGGAUGUGAAAAAUCGCACCCGCCAUCUUUCCUGCAGCUAUGAGGAGUGCGACGAAUUUACCGUGCUGCAUAUCGGAUUUCUCGACUACGCGCACUACAUCGUGACGGUGCAUUUUUACGGCCUGGAAGCGUUUCACCAGCGGUACAACAUACGGACCGUACAGUUUUACUUCAAAUCGUACAAUCCCGCCUUCACGCAGAUCGAGAUCUGGUUCCGGUUCAUCUUCGUGUUGUUUACCUUUAUCAUCACGUGCUGGUUCGCACAUACGCUGCGAAAAUAUCCGAUGAACGAUUGGUCGAUCGAGCAGAAAUGGCUCUCGAUAUUGUUACCGCUGUUGCUGCUUUUUAACAAUCCCAUCUUUCCUCUUAUCUUUAUCGCCAACAAUUGGUUCCCGGGUAUAAUCGAUGCGCUUCUUCAGACCACAUUUCUCUGUGGUAUACUCAUGUUCUGGCUCUGUGUGUAUCAUGGAUUGCGGCAAAAUGAGCGCAAAUUACUCACAUUCUAUUUGCCGAAGCUGAUCGUCGUGCUUCCCAUCUGGCUGUGUGCGGUCGUGUUGGGUAUUUGGGAGAAGUGCGACGAGCUGAACGAUCCUACGUACAGUCACUUUGAGGAUUCCGAAAACUACAACGGAUUGAAGGUGUUUGUUUCGAUUGCCGGUGCAAUGUACUUACUGUAUUUGGGACUUUUGAUGCUGAAAGCAUAUUCGGAGUUGCGAUCGAUGCCAUACUUUGAUAUGAGGCUAAAGAUCCUAACGCUGCUGAUGUUGAUUGUACUAUCGAUUUCUCUCAUCGUAACGAUGCAACACUUUGGAUUCGACACACUGGAGGAUAACUUUAUCGCUCAGCUGUACACCAGCUACAAGAGCUCGGCACAAUUUAUGUGCUUCUAUGGGUUGUUAAAUUUUUAUCUCUAUGCAAUGGCCUAUGUCUAUUCGCCCAGUGGUCCCGCUGUGCAUGAACCGAUCAUAGCGAAAGAUAAUCCUACGUUUUCGAUGAUCAACGAUUCAGACGAAGAAGUGAUGUACGGCUCGGACGAGGAAAGCCGUAGACCGUUGAAUUCAGCCUGCCGUAAGGGAAACGAUUAUGAUAGUGAUUAA
Anopheles marshallii is the source of this 1662-nucleotide messenger RNA. RefSeq names its product transmembrane protein 181. Lineage: Eukaryota; Metazoa; Arthropoda; Insecta; Diptera; Culicidae. The coding region runs from base 1 to 1662 and encodes 553 amino acids. The record is from RefSeq and is a predicted model, not a curated record. The transcript has 5 exons. Gene Ontology annotation, molecular function: toxic substance binding.